Dioscorea cayenensis subsp. rotundata (Guinea yam) is the source of this 792-nucleotide messenger RNA. Its product is annotated as 40S ribosomal protein S24-1-like. NCBI's taxonomy places the organism in Eukaryota, Viridiplantae, Streptophyta, Magnoliopsida, Dioscoreales, Dioscoreaceae. The transcript has 5 exons. The record is from RefSeq and is a predicted model, not a curated record. Gene Ontology annotation, biological process: translation. Gene Ontology annotation, cellular component: ribosome. Bases 106 to 528 code for a protein of 140 amino acids. Gene Ontology annotation, molecular function: structural constituent of ribosome.
UCUUUUGCCUCUCGCGCCGCGCUCUCAGUCUCUCGAUCUCCGUCUCCUCCUCGUCGGCGGGAGCUGCGGCGGCGGCGGCGCGGAGCUUUGCGAGAAGAUACAGCAAUGGCGGAUACGAAGCUGCCCGCAUUUACCAUUAGAACUCGGAAGUUCAUGACCAACCGUCUUCUCUCGCGCAAACAAUUUGUCAUUGAUGUCCUGCAUCCUGGACGUGCCAAUGUCUCCAAGGUGGAAUUGAAGGAUAAAUUGGCGAAGAUGUACGAGGUGAAGGAUGAGAACUCGAUCUUCGUUUUCAAGUUCAGGACUCACUUCGGAGGUGGGAAAUCGACUGGCUUUGGAUUGAUUUACGAUUCCGUUGACAGUGCGAAAAAAUUUGAGCCCAAGUAUCGGCUCAUCAGGAAUGGUCUUGCGACCAAGGUUGAGAAGUCAAGAAAGCAGGUUAAGGAAAGAAAGAACAGGGCAAAGAAGAUCCGUGGUGUCAAGAAGACGAAGGCUGGAGAUGCUGCCAAGGCUGGGAAGAAGAAGUGAGAUCUCUUCAAGCAGCAACAAUGGCUGCAUGUAGGAUCCAGAGCCAUCUUCUCAACUUGUUUUGGAAUUUUGAGUUGCUUUACUUCUUUGUAGGUUUUGAACUAUGUUUGUGCAAAGUGGGAAUGAUGUUUUUUUUUUUUUAUUAUUUAUUAUUAUAAAUUUAACAGCUUGAGGUUGAUUCAGUUUUGUUGAAUAUCUGUACUGAAUUUUAACUUUCAGGCAUGCCUAUAAUUUUUCAUUAUAAUGUUCUGCCAAACCUAAGUA